UUGCCAACUCAUGUUUUUGCCCCAAACCACAAUACAUUUUCUUCUUCUUUUUCUUCUCGGCGGAGACUAGAGAGCUAGGGAUAUCGAGCUGGAUAGACCGAUGGAGGGCGGCCGAUCGUACUUGCAAAGAUUGAGCUUGGGAAGUGGAUCGAGAUCCAGUUCGUCGUCGAGGAAGGGGAAGAAGAACAGCAGCAACAGUUCAGAGAAGCCAAAGCAGCCCCAAAGAGGACUCGGAGUGGCUCAAUUGGAGAAGAUCCGGCUGCAAGAUCAAAUGAAAGAGCACAUGGAAGAUUCAAGAGUAGAGAUUUUACGCCUAUCACCGUCCCCAUCAUCGUCGUCGAAUUUAGGAUCUUCAUUGUAUGCAGUUCAUCCCAGUGCUAUGAUAGGAUAUAAUGGAGGUACUGAAAAGGGAGACUUCAAUUAUCGUGAUUACGGGCCUAAUACCUCAACAAGCUCGCAAGGAUUAAACAGUGCAGCAUUCCAAUAUUACUCUCCUCCCAGUGCUGUAACAUUGCCACUCUUCGAAAAUUAUCUGGAGGAUUCAACACAGAAGAUGAGGCAUGACAGACGCCAAUCGAUGGGAUCGAUCACUCAAAAUUCUGACUCGAAAAAACAAGAGCUAGACUUGGAGCUUAGACUGUCACUGUAAUUAAGCUGUUGCUCUUGCAUGAUAAUCCACAAUAAUGGAUGUUAAUUUUGUACUGGAGAACAUAUCUGUACAUUGACAUUCGCACUGAUUAAAACUUCUGUCGUUUCCCUGCUUAUUAACUCACUAGACAAAGGACAUGCAGUAAUCAGAUUUAAUGCUAAGUCAAUGUAUAUGAUACCGUUGAUAAAUAUGCAUAUUUCAUUAAUUA
Molecule: messenger RNA, 857 nt
Organism: Zingiber officinale
Lineage: Eukaryota; Viridiplantae; Streptophyta; Magnoliopsida; Zingiberales; Zingiberaceae
Product: protein SPEAR1-like
Exons: 5
Coding region: 101-649 (182 amino acids)
Molecular function (GO): DNA-binding transcription factor activity
Source: RefSeq, a predicted model, not a curated record